Messenger RNA from Closterium sp. Yama58-4, 369 nucleotides. NCBI's taxonomy places the organism in Eukaryota, Viridiplantae, Streptophyta, Zygnematophyceae, Desmidiales, Closteriaceae. The record is from the annotation of a GenBank genome assembly.
AUGGCACUUCGUCCCUCCUCUGCUCCACAGCGCGUCUUACUGCCGUCUCCUCCUGCGUCCUCUCUUCCUGAGCUUCCUGACCCUGAGUCUGACCGUGUUCGUGCUGCUAGCCCCACCGUCACGCGUCUUCUGGCUACAGACAUCAUUGUCCCGUCGUUUGAGUCCACUACUGCGUCUGCCUUAGUUGCUGAGCUUGUCGACUUUGCUGCUGCGUGUCGUCUAGACUACGCCGCCAGUCUUGUUGCUGAGUCUGAGUCUGUCUGUCCUUCGUCCGUCGGGGGUGAGUAUGCUCUUGGCACGGACGUCCUUGAGGACAGGCAGGAGGACUUUGAGUCUCUUGCGGCUGCUGUACCUCAUCUCCUGGCCUGA